AUGGCUCGUACCAAGCAGACAGCCCGCAAGUCCACCGGCGGCAAGGCGCCGCGCAAGCAGCUGGCCACCAAGGCGGCCCGCAAGAGCCUGCCGUUCCAGCGGCUGGUGCGCGAGAUCGCGCAGGACUUCAAGACCGAUCUGCGCUUCCAGAGCUCGGCCGUGAUGGCGCUGCAGGAGGCGUGCGAGGCCUACCUGGUGGGGCUCUUCGAGGACACCAACCUGUGCGCUAUCCACGCCAAGCGCGUCACCAUCAUGCCCAAGGACAUCCAGCUCGCGCGCCGCAUCCGCGGGGAGAGGGCGUAAACCGUUAAAAACUGAGUGCCACCGUUAAACCCAAAGGCUCUUUUCAGAGCCACCUACAGUUUCGCUUUGAAGAGCUGUGCCUUAAGGGAGUAACCAAAAAUGGAGUAUGGCAGGAUUCCACCCCACACCCCAGAUAUUCUUGAUUAGGUAAAUCCUGCCAUAUCACACUAUUUUACAAGCUGUCUUUAACUUUACAAUAAUAUAGGAUGCUGAGGAUCAUGACAGCCACCAAGUGCAAAGAAUUGCUUUUCAUUCCUCAUUUCAGUAGUUUCUCUGCCUACCUCUGAGAUGGGAAUUGAUAACACCCUGCUAAAAUAAUUGGAACGACUCGCCCAACAACAAAACUAACAAUAUACAGAAGCUUAAAUGUGAGUUGGUUUAUUUGCAUUCCGGGGUUUCAAUAAACUUUCGGUUUACAAAGUAAUUGCUUCUAAGAGUAACGUUGAAUAUUUCUUGUGUAUAGUUUUUAACAUUUUAUUUUUCUGGGCUGGUAGAAGCUGUUCUGCCUGGCACGGAUUUUUUUUUACCCAUUUAAGGGUUCUGUCAGAAGCACCAAUGCUCCUGGCUUAAACUAAGGUUGCUUUGCCUCAUCUACCCCAAGUUCUUGGCCCCUGCUGCAGUCCAAGUACCUUGGUUUUUCCUUUCCUUGUUUAUAACUGUGCUGGCUUUUAUGGAACACUGUUCGACCUUUAAUAUUUUAUGUAUCUUGGUGGGGGGGAGGUGUUUUAGGCACAGGGCCUCAUCAGAUUUCUUAGCGGGGAAAAAUAGUGCCCAUUCUUGUCAAAGGAUCCGACAGUGUACUUAGUGGCUGGAACUGGCUGCUGCUUCCUUUCCCUCCCCUCCCAGCCAAGGAAUAUGGAUUUGGCUUUUAAGUUUUCGUUUACUUUGGCAUCUUGACAGAAGAAAUGUGCAGCGUCUAGGAAAAAUUAGCAUCAUCUUAAUCUGUAACCUUGUUAAUCCUUCUAUGGCAUGCUCUGUACACACAGCAUUUAGAUGCUAACUUGCCAGGGUUCAAAUUCCAGCUUUACCACUUAAUGUGUUAUAUUAGACAAAUCAAUUACUCCAUCAGAAAAAUGAGGGUAACACUACCCUCCUUAAUAGUGUUGUUAGGAUAAUGCGCAUUGGUUAGGGUGCACAUAGCAUUAUAUACGUGCUAUUUUCCUGAGCUGUGUAUCA
Molecule: messenger RNA, 1479 nt
Organism: Vicugna pacos (alpaca)
Lineage: Eukaryota; Metazoa; Chordata; Mammalia; Artiodactyla; Camelidae
Source: RefSeq, a predicted model, not a curated record